AGAGUUGGUCUUCUAGUCGAAAACCAAUGAGAUGAUGAUGCUUUCCCCUCUACAAUCAUCAUCUGUAUAUCCAUGAUUUUGCAGAGGUUUAAAAUAUUAUUGUGUGGGUUGCCAUCUUGGUGGCAACAAGAUGGAGGGUAGUUUAGAAUUUAAGAUGGUGAGAAGCUGGUGGGGUGACUUAAGGAAGCACCUUUCUGCCUCUACUGCUCUGUGAUAAUCGAGGAAAUAUGGUCCGAAGCCAGUGGGCAGGAGCCCUGGAAUCUUAAGAGAGAAAUGCUAAAACAAGUUCCCAUUCAAUCAAGGCAGUUUCAGCUGAGCCAGUAGUUCCUAUGUCUUGGAUUUCUUUUUGAUUUGGAUUUGUAUUUUCACUGUCACGGGUGUUUUGAUGUGUUGCAAUGUGACAUCUUUUAUUUGGCCAGCUGUCUUUCUGGGUCUCCAUAUUAUGUAGAUCUUUUUUCCUUCCCCUUCUUUUUUAAGCAUCAGAAGGUCUCAUUAGACUCUUUAUCAAGGCAGAGUGGUUAUUAUCAUUUUAGACACUUUAAUGAGCUAGAGAGGUACCAGGAUUGCUUUGUCUCAAAGAGACAGGGUCUCAAGUUUCAUGUAAGCUUUUGUUCUUUUCCCUGUUGAUCUAGAUCAGAUAGCCAGUAGUGUUUAGAGUGGUUUCCUAGUUUUCUGAUAUGGGGAGCUGGACCCAAAUAAAGAGAGAUCUGGAAUGGUUUGUAGAGGGUGGCCUUCUCCCUCUUCCCACGGAUUCCAGAGGACAACACAUCCCUGGACCAUGCCUUGAGCCAUCCCUGUUGUCCUUUGGCAGUUCGGAAACACGUGCUACUGUAACUCCGUGCUUCAGGCGUUGUACUUCUGCCGGCCGUUCCGUGAGAAUGUGCUGGCAUACAAGGCCCAGCAAAAAAAGAAGGAAAACUUGUUGACAUGCCUGGCAGACCUCUUCCACAGCAUUGCCACGCAGAAGAAGAAGGUUGGUGUGAUCCCACCAAAGAAGUUCAUUUCGAGGCUGAGAAAAGAGAAUGAUCUCUUUGAUAACUACAUGCAGCAGGAUGCUCACGAGUUUUUAAAUUAUUUGCUAAACACUAUUGCGGACAUCCUGCAGGAAGAGAAGAAACAGGAAAAGCAAAAUGGGAAAUUAAAAAAUGGCAACAUGAACGAACCUGCGGAGAACAAUAAACCAGAACUCACCUGGGUCCAUGAGAUUUUUCAGGGAACACUCACCAAUGAAACUCGAUGCUUGAACUGUGAAACUGUUAGUAGCAAAGAUGAAGAUUUUCUUGACCUUUCUGUUGAUGUGGAGCAGAAUACAUCUAUUACCCACUGUCUAAGAGACUUCAGCAACACAGAAACACUGUGCAGUGAACAGAAAUAUUAUUGUGAAACAUGCUGCAGCAAACAGGAGGCCCAGAAACGGAUGAGAGUGAAAAAGCUUCCCAUGAUUCUGGCCCUCCACCUAAAGCGGUUCAAGUACAUGGAGCAGCUUCACAGGUACACCAAGCUGUCAUACCGCGUGGUCUUCCCUCUGGAGCUCCGGCUCUUCAACACUUCCAGUGACGCAGUGAACCUGGACCGCAUGUAUGACCUGGUCGCUGUUGUGGUUCACUGUGGCAGUGGUCCCAAUCGUGGGCAUUAUAUUACUAUUGUGAAAAGUCAUGGCUUCUGGCUUUUGUUUGAUGAUGACAUUGUAGAGAAAAUAGAUGCUCAAGCGAUUGAAGAAUUCUAUGGCCUGACAUCAGAUAUAUCAAAAAAUUCAGAAUCUGGAUAUAUUUUAUUCUAUCAGUCAAGAGAAUAAAGAACCGUGGAACUCAUUCAAGUGGGGAGAAUGUUCAAAGCACUAUUACCUGGUUUCUCUGCAGACUUGUUUUCUUCCCUGGCGGCCCACCAGUGGCAUCACGCCGAGUGUCCAUGGUCUGGCUGUGUUAGACUGUUUCCCCUACCUCCCCUUUUUUACAUGCAACACUACUCUUGGUUUUGUUUUAGUCUGAUGUAGAGUUAACUGCAAUCAGAUUGUAGUAAGAUUUAUAUGAAUAACAGUUGCGAACUGAAGGACUGGGUAUACACUAUGACGCUCGUCAUGUCUGGUUGAAUUAGAAUGGCAUUUCUUAUGAAUGUCUGCAGUCUACUUGGGGUCUUUGCUAAACUUCAUAAAUAUCUUCCAGGGUCUCCUUACAGUACAUUCCUUUUUACUCAUCCCUGGAAGCACUGCUACCCGUUUUUAGCUUCCCUUGCCUCUCUUCUGACAGAAGGACAGAAGAAUUGGGUAGCCGUUCACCUCUUAGGGCUGUGCUAUAGCUUCUAAGUUGGCGCAAGGGAAAAUGUCGAAGAGCGAGUUCUCCACUAAAAUCAUCCUCCAUGCUGAAUGGGGUGAAGAGAGGCUGUUCAUGGUGGUAGCGGCUGCACCAUUAGAUUCCCAGGGUCUAAGAAGGCUUGGAGCUCAGGGCAGGCAAAGCCAAGAGGAGGGCUCUAUGGUGGACAGUGAAAAGUUACUUUUCUUAAUCUUUCUACCAAAAUGAAAUUUCAGGAAAAUAACUAUAUAAUGUUUGUUUUUAGUGACCCCCUUAAAAAAAAGAACAAAAAACCUUUUCUUCUGUAAGGUUCCGUGAGUAUUAUUUAUCCUUUAUCCGACACUGCUAAGCUUUUCACGGUAUCUUUCCAGUCCUGCUGACAUUCUGUACAAGUCCGUGGUUGCAGGGCUGAGAAGCCACGUUGGCUGCAUCCGGCACAGCUCUCCAUAGCCAGUCAGUACCGGCAUCAUUCUUGUAUCAGGAACAGUGAAGGCCCUGCAUCUGCACAGCCAUCCGGCUGCACUGCACAGCUGUUAACACUUUCACAUUUUCAGUCUGUUUACUGAGGCACUGGCAAGUCCCAGGGUUGAUGCAGGACCUCACCGAAGGGAGUACUGGAAGUAGCUGAGUAUAAAGGGCGGUCAAAGGAAGUGUCUAUGGGCAGGUGGAGGAAUGGACAAAAUGGUGGCUGUUUCUUUGGCUCAGACUCCUAGAAUGCAUGACAAGACGGAGUUUUUUGGAAGAACCUCAUCUCACUGUAGUUAUUUUUACUUAUUUUCAUUUUUGUUAUAUCUGUAUUUAUUAGAACAUUUGGGUAUUAGUGCCUUUUAUUAAAAGGGUUGAUUUGACGUUUGGCCGUUGAGCUGGUUUUUGGCUUCCUAAAAAUACGAUGAGUUGUAGAUCCUGGCUUCUGUUUGGGAAGUCAGUUAACUUCCAUACACUAUGAUAUACUGUGAACGUAUUAUUUUGUUACCUAAUAAAUUGGUGAACAAACGUGCAAACUUUUGGCAUAAUGUGAACUAAAACUGAAAUUGAACAAUGUUGGUGGUCGUUUUGCAACAAUGAAGAGAAUAGCACUUUAUCUCGAUGAAAACUGGAUUUCUUAUCUUUGAAAAGAUCUUGAACUGUCUGUUGCUCAGAAUUUAAGCAUGCCAACAUUUCAUUUGUUCAUGCUUGAGGUGAAAUGUUUUACUUCUCACUGGAAAAGACAAAAACAGGGUGAUCUUCACAUUAUUGUUUUAUACAAGUGACGAAAAUACACCUUGCCUUGUUUAGAGGCAAAUUCAUAUUUAUAAAUAUUUUGUCUUUUUUUUUUUUUUUAAUUUCCUCCCUAAACAUAUGCGGUAAUCACUUAUGUGGAAGGUGAGUCUUUAUUUUGUUUUUUUAAGGAGAGACACUUUCCAAUUGAAGGUGAUUGAUAGAGGGAAACAUUUGUACUAUAUACAACCCAUGCAUUUGACUUCAGUUUAUAAAGUUAAAAAAAAGUAAUGGUUGAUCUCUUAUUAAUAUAUUUGGAACUGAUUCAUAAGAAAAACCAUUAAAAAACCUUCGAAAUGACUCUUGGAGCUAAUUUAUUAGCAAAAAUGUUUCAGUUGUAAGCCUAUAGAAGUAAUAUUUAAAUACAAGUCGUAUGUUCAGUACAUUUCUUUUUUUGUUUGGAGGUAUAAUUACUGGAGUAAUUCCUUUUAAUAGAAAGGGUCAUUACAAUUCAGUAUUCAUGGAUAGAUUUUUGGAGUGAAAGAGGUAAGUAUGGAAGAUAUUGUAAAGAAUUAAAAUGGUUGUGUGAUGCAGAAAAAGAAGAUUGGAAAAAGAUCAAAAUGCACUUAUCUACCAACACUCCAGUUUUAGUUUGUUUUUUUAAUUUUUAAAGCUAUCUCGUAAUAUCUUUCCUCUUCCUCUUUAAUAAAUGAAACAAACACUAGGCAGCUACAUUUUUCCCCCAGUCAUUUCACUUUAUGUAGAGACAGCAUGUAAACACUUUUUAAAAAUUUUUAAUCCCUUAUUUGUAGUGUAAAGCAGAGGAUGGUGUGGGAUACAGGAGACCCUUCUGAGGUCAACAAUAGCACAAAUGCUUAGCAGUAUUCACUCAGAGGGCCAGGGUUUUUGUGUACCAUUUUCUGGCAGGAGUGAGUAGGCCUGCUGUUUUUUUUU
Trichechus manatus latirostris (Florida manatee) is the source of this 4439-nucleotide messenger RNA. It is a transcript of the gene USP46, whose product is annotated as ubiquitin specific peptidase 46. The record is from RefSeq and is a predicted model, not a curated record. Gene Ontology annotation, biological process: protein deubiquitination. Gene Ontology annotation, molecular function: cysteine-type deubiquitinase activity. Gene Ontology annotation, cellular component: cytosol; nucleus. The transcript has 7 exons. NCBI's taxonomy places the organism in Eukaryota, Metazoa, Chordata, Mammalia, Sirenia, Trichechidae. Bases 1043 to 1795 code for a protein of 250 amino acids.